This is a messenger RNA of Pyrus x bretschneideri (Chinese white pear), 1015 nucleotides long. RefSeq names its product transcription repressor OFP12-like. Gene Ontology annotation, biological process: negative regulation of DNA-templated transcription. The record is from RefSeq and is a predicted model, not a curated record. The transcript has a single exon. Lineage: Eukaryota; Viridiplantae; Streptophyta; Magnoliopsida; Rosales; Rosaceae. Bases 119 to 850 code for a protein of 243 amino acids.
CUACAAGUUACAUCACCACCAAGGCACCAACUAUAUAUAAAGACUUCACACAAUGUUCUCACACACGCUUUCUCUCUCUCUCUCUCUCUCUGCAGUCGCUUCUAAAUUGUGAGAAAAAAUGCAAAACACACUGGGAAGAAACCUAUAUCUCUGCUUCACAAAGAUCCGACGGCCACCAAUGAGUACAACCCUAGAUGACAACGAUCACAGCCGUCCAUUACCAACCGCCACCGCCACCGCAUCCACAUCAACGUCCAUGAUUAAAAACUUCAACUCCCUCUACGACGACAAAUCCACGCUGUUCGACUCCACCACCACCACCUCAAAAUCCCUCAGCUCUUCCCUCCUCUCCACCCCCGACGACUACUCCAACACCGAUGCCCCUGCCCCCGACUUUGCCACCGCCUUCGCCUCCCGACGCUUCUUCUUCUCCUCUCCCGGCCUCUCCAACUCCAUUGUCGACCAAUCGUCAUUCGCCGCCACCUCAUCAUCCUCCAAAACAUCAACCUCCGAGACCGAAGACCGCAAGCUCUUCAUCAACCACAGCGUGGCGGUCCCCACAUUCUCCCCCGAUCCAUAUCGGGACUUCCUGCGGUCCAUGCAGGAGAUGGUGGAGGCGCGUGAGAGAACGCCAGAUUCGGAGGACGUGAAAAAGAAAUCCAACUGGGAGUUUUUGCAUGAGCUCCUCCUGUGCUAUCUUGCGCUGAACCCUAAGAGCACUCACAAGUUUAUUAUCGGCGCUUUCGCCGAUCUUCUCGUCAGCCUCAUGCCAUCUCCCUGCGGAGGCGCCCGCAUUGAAUUAGAACCGGAGUUCACCGCCGGCGUUUGUGAGGUUUCACGGUGCGUCUAGUCAGUAAUUAAACGGUUAUAAUAUUGACUUCAUUAUUUGUCAAUAUUCAGUGGAAAUUAAAAAAUAUCCGAAUUUGUUAUUAUGUAUAAUAUUGAAGUCGAUCAGUCCAUCUUUUUUUUGUUGUUUUCAAUCACAUCGACAAAUCUUAUUGAAUCUUGUCCCCCA